Messenger RNA from Castor canadensis (American beaver), 3619 nucleotides. The record is from RefSeq and is a predicted model, not a curated record. Lineage: Eukaryota; Metazoa; Chordata; Mammalia; Rodentia; Castoridae.
AUGGCGCUGUCCAGGGUGUGCUGGGCUCGGGCUGCUAUAUGGGGUUCGGCUGUCACCCCUGGACCCGUUGUCACCCGGAGGCUGCAACUUGGUCAUUCUGGCCUUGCUUGGGGAGCCCCUCGGUCUUCAAAACUUCAUCUUUCUCCAAAGGCAGAUACGAAGGGCUUGAUUUCUUACGUGGUGACCAAGACAAAAAUGAUUCAUGGGAAAUACCAUCGUUUCUUGAGUCGUCACUUUCCUCGCUUUUAUGUCCUGUAUGCAGUCUUCAUGAAAGGAUUACAGAUGUUAUGGGCUGAUGCCAAAAAGGCUAGAAGAAUCAGGACAAAUAUGAGGAAGCACAAUAUAAAGUUUCAUCAACUUUCAUACCGGGAGAUGGAGCAUUUGAGACAGUUCCGUCGGGAUGUCACCAAGUUUCUUUUCCUAGGUAUCAUUUCCAUCCCACCCUUUGCCAACUACCUGGUCUUCUUGCUAAUGUACCUGUUUCCCAGGCAACUAUUAAUCAAGCAUUUCUGGACCCCCAAACAACAAAUUGAUUUCUUAGAUAUCUAUGAUGCUGCCCGGAAGCAGUCCCACCCAGAAAUCAUUAGCUAUUUAGAAAGGGCCAUCCCUCUUACUUCUGAUACAGGGCUUCGGUGGCAUCUGACAGACCUAUGCACCAAGAUACAGAAUGGUGUCCACCCAGCAGUACAUGAAAUCCUGGCUCUCAGAGAGUGUUUUGGUAACCCUCCUCUGGGCAUGAACCAACUCCAGGCUUUGCAAAUGAAAGCCUUGAGCCGGGCCAUGCUUCUCACACCUUACCUGCCUCCUCCCUUGUUAAGACAUCGCUUGAAGGUUCAUACCACUGUGAUUCACCAGCUGGACAGGGCUCUAGCAAAGCUGGGGAUCGGCCAGCUGACUGAUCAGGAAGUGAAAUCGGCUUGUUAUCUUCGUGGGCUGAAUUCUGCCCACAUUGCUGAAGACAGGUGUAGAACGUGGCUGGGAGAAUGGCUACAGAUUUCUUGUAGCCUGAAAGGCUGUUGUACAGGCCCUGUGGAUCUUAAAAUCAUUGCUACGUCCACUGUAUUGCAGCAGUCCAACUGCAACCAACAGUGGCUGCCUUCUUUGGGUCGUGGGUCAAAACCAAUAAGGUACUAAUUAUUGCCCAGCCCUGGGAGACCAGGAGACAUCUGCACCAAGAUAGUAAGUUGGGUUUAGCUUUUGUGUAUAUAUCUAAGAUCUGUAGUUUUGUAAUAACUUACUGUAAAUGCAUGAAGCACUGUUUUUAAACCCAAGUAAAGACUGCCUGAAACCAAUUGAUGGAGAUUACUUAUGCACUCUCUAAUAAUUUUCCUAAGACUCCUUUUAUAACACUGGCAUAACCUAACUAAUGGGGGUAUGAUGGGUUGGAAAUUUUUUUUUUUUUGGUCAGAUUGAGGUCUAAACUUAAAGCUUUACACUUGCAAGGCAGGUGCUGUACGGCUUGAGCCACACCUAUAGUCCAUUUUUGAUCUGGUUAUCUGGGAGAUGGGUGUUUUGCAAACUAUUUGCCCAAACUGGUCUGGAAUUGCAAUCCUCCCAAUUUCAGCCUCCCAGAGUUUGGCUCAGAAUAGAACCUUCUGAUGGGAUGGAAGCAAGUUCUGAAGGAACCAAUUUGAAGUGAUCUUCGAGUGGACAUUUUAAGGUGGUAACUGGGAAUAGAGAACAAUGGGACUACAGAGGGCAAAAGUCUAAGUGCAAGAACAAGCUUGCUUCCAUUGAAGAGGUAGGUACAUAAGGGGACCUGAGGCAAGCAGACUCUUGGUGCUCCAAAGAGAAUAUUCUGUAUUUCCAUUACAAAAUAUUUUUAUUGUUAACAUUAAUUCCUGACUGACCUAAUUAGUUUUAUAAACAAAGCUGGAGAAGCAUCCUGUAAUAAGUAACUAAUUGCAGUCUGCUAAGAUAAAGAAUAACGCACCAUUCUUUUGAAUAUUUCUUUAAUAUUACAUUUAAAUAUUCUCUUUAAAUACAGCAUUAUCACAAUGUAAAGAACCUAAAGGGGGAAAAACUUUUCAGAGAACCAGACAAGCUUUGGAUUCACAUUGAAAAUACUACCUGUGUACAGUAUGUGAGAAAGGAAACUGGCAAAUAAUAAAGAGCUGUGGUAAUGAGUCAUUUAUUUUACCUAGGCCUAGACUGAGUGGGGCUGAAGUGAUCUGCUUCUAUGAUCAGAGGCCUUCCUUUCCUAGCAACUAUGAGCUAUAGUUUUGUCCAGCUCAGAUAGCACCAGAAAUGUGAUUGACUAAGUUGUAGAAAAGGCCCUUUGCUUGGUAAUAGUUAAUGCUAAAUGUUAAUAUUUAGCAUUCAGAAGUUAGAAGUUUGGGGUAUGAGUCAGAAUUGUAGAGUUAAUAAAGGGAUGGACUUAGAUUAAGAAACUAGAAUUUUGCAGAAAUAUCAAAUAUCUUGGGGUUGGAAAUGACUUUAGUAAUUAAAAUUUUUAAUUCCUAUAAUCAUAUGCAUUAUGAAAAGCUAACGUAUUUCUUAAUGAGCAUUUGGAAUCUAUGUCCUAAAUUAAGCUCUAGCCUUCCUAAGGAGGGAAUGUGCAGAGUUCCCCAUCUAACAAACUUUCAAGAAGAUUCUUCUUUCCAUAGAGCUGACUUCCCAAUUAAGCUUAACUGUUGUGUUUGAGGGUUCCAAUCUAGAUGAGGAAGUAUAGUAGCUUGGUUUGGAGUAGCAUCUAGAUCUUAGGUACUUAAGAUUCAACUUUUGAGAGGCUAGGGGACAGGGAGAGAUGAGCUCUUAAGUGUACUUAAGAACUCCUCUCCUCCAAACAUAAAGCUAAGCAAAAUCAGGAAUGAAGAGGACAGGCAGAAUGGAUUAAAACCUGUAUGUAAAUUAAGUUUAAGGCCCUUCAGGCUCAGAGUUUUUGUAGGUGAAAUGCUGCUGCCACAUACAUGAAGUUCACUUUAAGACGCCAGGGCCUUUACUAUCCCACCAAAGCAACAACAACCAAAAAAACCCCAAAAAACUUGCUUGCUUUUUUUCUUUCCUGGUUAAUAAAUCAUACCGGAAAUGAAAGAUGAUAUAAAGGAUGCUAGAGAAGAAUAGUGUUUUGUUUCCUACCAUCUCUACUUUAAAACAGGCAAAGAUGACUUUGCCAAUAAAAAAAAAUCAGUAGUGUUCAAUGGAGCCAAUCUUGGAACAUAAGCUGGGCGUGAGAGGAACAGGAACCACUGACAGGUAAGAACUGAAUGUGAGUCCCAUUUUAUACAUCUCAAAGAUUAAAAUCAGAUAAUGAAUCCUUUUGAACGUGGGAGUGUAUGUGGCAUUUAAGAUUUGGUUUGGCUUCCAAUUUUUAUAAAUCAUCAGGAUGGAGGUAUUCGAUAAGCAUUUGCAAUUCUUAGGGUUGGACUGGACUAGAUAAGUACUCUAACCCUGUAUGUUCAAGAGGGACUACAAAGAUGGACAUGGGGGAAAAAAAAAACUAGUUGGUGACCUUAGAUUGCCACAUCUUAUAUUCCAUUUAAAGAAGGGUGAAAAAGCAAGCAUGACAUAAAGUCAUCUUUCCAGACUGCAGGCAGUUCUUGUGGCCUCCUUUGGACAUAGUUAAUGCUUCCUAUUGUUCUCCUGUGGGAUGGAUGAGUCCUGCCUGCAACUGCCAACC